This is a messenger RNA of Cyclospora cayetanensis, 1128 nucleotides long. Its product is annotated as ruvB-like protein 1. Bases 1 to 1128 code for a protein of 375 amino acids. Gene Ontology annotation, molecular function: DNA helicase activity; ATP binding. The transcript is spliced from 7 exons. Gene Ontology annotation, biological process: regulation of transcription by RNA polymerase II; box C/D snoRNP assembly; chromatin remodeling. Lineage: Eukaryota; Apicomplexa; Conoidasida; Eucoccidiorida; Eimeriidae. The record is from RefSeq and is a predicted model, not a curated record. Gene Ontology annotation, cellular component: Swr1 complex; NuA4 histone acetyltransferase complex; R2TP complex.
AUGAAAGCCGAGGCUAAGCCGUCAGCUCCAGGAGAGCCUCUGGCCAGCGAUGGAGUGAAGGUGUCGGCUACCGGACUCACGCGGCAACAGCAACAACGAGUGGCAGCGCACAGCCACAUCCGUUCUCUUGGCUUGGCAGCAGAUGGGACUGCACUCCCUCAGGCAGGGGGGAUGGUGGGUCAGGUGGAGGCUCGAGAGGCAGCUGGCAUUAUUGUCGACCUCAUCAAGGCGCGAAAGCUUGCAGGUCAAGCGUUGCUCCUCGCCGGUCCUGUCAGCUCUGGCAAGACUGCGUUGGCGAUGGGCAUUUGUGGCCAGCUCGGCAGUGGCGUUCCUUUUGUUCCCUUGGCUGCCUCUGCGGUGUAUAGCAGCGAAGUCAAGAAGACGGAGGUGCUGCUGGAGCACUGCAGAAGAGCACUGGGUCUGCGCAUUCGCGAGGUGAAGGAAGUUUUCGAGGGAGAAGUUGUGCAGCUUGCAGCUGAGGAAGCAGAGAAUCCCCAUGGUGGUUUUGGCAUAGUCAAGCGGGUAGGCCGGAGUGAUGCGUAUGCUACGGAGUUUGACCUCGAGGCGGAGGACUUCGUUCCCGUUCCCAAGGGCCAUGUUGAGAAGAAGAAGGAAGUCGUGCAGACGGUCUCACUGCAUGAUCUAGAUGUGGCCAACGCAAAGCCCCAGGUCCACAUGCUUGAUGUCGAAUGCUUCUCUUUCCUGAAUCGUGUUCUGGAAUCGCCCAUGAGCCCGAUCAUCGUCUUCGCAACGAACCGAGGUGUCAGCACGGUCCGAGGCACGGAUUCUGUAGAGCCGCAUGGCAUGCCCGUCGAUCUUUUGGACCGCUUGCUGAUUAUAAAGACGCAACCAUACACAGUUUCCGAAGUUGUCCAAGUCAUCCAGUUGCGUGCUGCAGUAGAACGUGUAGCGCUUUCGCCUGCGGCGCUUGAGGCGCUGGGCGAAAUCAGUGCGCACACCUCCCUGCGGUUUGCACUCCAGUUGCUUGAGCCAUGCCGUCUUGCAGCAGAGGCUCGGGGGUCUGAAAUUGUUGAGCCGAACGAUGUGGCCGACGUCGACGCUUUGUUCCUGGAUGCCAAGGCGUCGGCUGUGAGACUGGCUGAACAGCGGCACCACUUCCCUUCGUAG